UGCCCGCCGACAGUGCUUCACCGCCUUGUGUGUGUGCGUGCAUUCUUGCUCCCAGCUAGAUGUAUGCAGCUUGCCGUUUCUCUGAAGUCCUUUGGUGAAAAAGAGCGGCUUUCGUUCGGAGGUUAUCUUUUGUUUAUCAGGUCUGACCUUCUAGCUAGCAGCAGUCAUGUCGAGUGGAGAGUGUUUCCAAUGUGGAGAGUCAGGACAUUUUGCCCGUGACUGCCCAACAGGAGGCGGCAGCUCGCGAGGUCGAGGUGGUGGACGCGGCCGUGGCCGAGGAGGUCGUGAUCGUGGAGGCCCAAUGUGUUAUAACUGUGGCCAAGUUGGUCACUUUGCCCGCGAUUGUGACAAGGAGCCCUCAGAGGAGAAGACUUGUUAUACCUGUGGAAAGACGGGGCACGUUGCGAGAGACUGCACACAAGCACCAGAGAGUGAGUCUCGUGGUGGCUUCGGUGGUGGUGGCGGCAGCGGAGACUGCUACGAAUGUGGCGAGGAGGGACAUUUUGCCCGCGACUGCUCCAAGCGUGGCCAGCGCACCUCGACUUGCUACAAGUGCGGCGAGGAGGGUCACUUUGCCCGCGAGUGCACCAACGAGGCGGCGUCCGGGGGUCGUGACGGUGACUCCGGUGGUUUCGGCGGCGGCUCUGGCUUUGGCGGCGGCGGUGGUGGUGGCUCCCGCUUUGGUGACUCCGGUAGCAACAGCACCUGCUACAACUGUGGUCAGACGGGCCACUUUGCCCGUGAGUGCCCCAGUGGACGCUCCAGCGGCGGUGGUGGAGGUUUUGGUGGUGGUGGCGGCGGCGGUGGUCGCACUUGCUACAACUGUGGCAAGACUGGUCACGUUGCUCGUGACUGCCCCAACGCCAGCGAGGAGAAGAAGUGCUACAGCUGCAACGAGUCUGGCCACUUCGCUCGCGACUGCCCCACCACCGCCUCAUGAAGCGGCUGUGAACGUGGCGCGAUGAAGCAAGCAGUUGCAAGAGUUGGAUUUGUGUAGGUCGUGGUGUAUAUGUGUGUGUAGUCAAACAUGCAUUGUGACUGGAGACACGCCUGCUCCGCGUUGUGUUGGGCAUGCUGGCGGCACCGGCAGAGUUUAAGAGGAGCUCUCUCUCUCUUUCUCCCUAGACUCGCCUCUGCCCUUGUUCAGGUUGGUGUCCGAUGAUGCUGAUGUUGAUGCAAAGCGCGGAAUAUGUGCGUGUGUGCCUUUCCUGCUGGUGCUAUAUCAGCUCUCUGUGCACAGGGCAUACUGCAUCUUUGGUUGGUGGCAGGCAGUUGAUACUCCUGCCAGGGUACCAUACAGUUGCCCUCUCCCGUGUAUUCUUUGUGUGUAUGCGUUUGCAUUGGCUUGUGGCGGUGGUGCUGGUGACGGUGGUCGGUUGUGGAAGUGUUGCCUCUUGGAGGUGCAGGAGGUAUCUGUGAGAACCUUGUUAUUUCAUGCCUUGUUGAGCAUUUGCCCUGUGGCUAUUAGCCGGGGAUUGACUUAUGUUUCAUUAGGAGUGCUCAAAGCAAGCGUUGCGAUUAAUCUGCUAUCUUUACGAUGCCUAGUCGGGUCGUCAUUUUCUCUUUGAAAAAUCAUUCAUUUCCUUUUUCUGCUUAAUAUUAGCUUUUUAUGAGUUAGUAUGAACAUUCAACUCGGCACAUCUGCCCCUAAUGCUUUAUGUGUUUUUACUAGGACAACCUUUCCUCAGCGAUUAGAAUUUUCUUAAUUUCUGUUUAUGGAAGUGGAACUAUGGUGUAAACGUC
Sycon ciliatum is the source of this 1743-nucleotide messenger RNA. RefSeq lists its product as uncharacterized. The record is from RefSeq and is a predicted model, not a curated record. Lineage: Eukaryota; Metazoa; Porifera; Calcarea; Leucosolenida; Sycettidae. The transcript is spliced from 3 exons. The coding region runs from base 167 to 940 and encodes 257 amino acids. Gene Ontology annotation, biological process: positive regulation of cytoplasmic translation. Gene Ontology annotation, molecular function: translation regulator activity; single-stranded RNA binding; zinc ion binding. Gene Ontology annotation, cellular component: cytoplasm.